This is a messenger RNA of Aspergillus calidoustus, 825 nucleotides long. Lineage: Eukaryota; Fungi; Ascomycota; Eurotiomycetes; Eurotiales; Aspergillaceae. The record is from the annotation of a GenBank genome assembly.
AUGUCUGAUAUUGUUGACCUUCUUGAUGAAUGUUCGCUAAAAAGCCAAAACCUGGAAGGCAGCCCUCCCCCGGAAGCAACGUCCGUCUCCCCAAUCAAGGAAGGGUUGCCUGAGGCGCUCAAGAAAGGCAAAUUUCCCCCAACUUCGAAGAAGCUCUACUUCCCUAUCAUCUCAAGUGGAGGUGGGCUCAAUUGCUUGCCAUUUGCAAACGCUGGGAUAUCUAUGGCAUCCUUUUUUAGGACUCUCCCCCGUGACGCGCUCCGUGUCCCAGCCGAUCAGGUCGUUCGGACCGAUCAUAAGAACUUGGUCAAUGUACAGGAGCUCUACCUCGCGCCAGAUGCUUUAACCUUGACGUACGACUGCUGGGGCAUUUCACUACUUGAGAUUAGUGAGCGGCGCAAUAUAUUUGCCCGGGAUGAGAUUGCUGUGGCAACAAUUUGCAGAGAAACGUUGAGAGGUCUGAGUUAUAUACACCGUGUCAUUGGAAUAGCUCAUGCCAAUAUCUCAUGCGGAACGGUUAUCCUAACCGCUAACGGGGUCGUGAAAAUAACGGAUGUUGGAGAAAGCAUGCUAGAACCAUGUGACGACGAUGACAAAUAUCUGGACUGCCAGGCUGUCUGCCAGAUAGCUAAAGUGCUUCUAGAGCUUGAUUCCACACCAAAGCCAUUGACUAAUCUCCGUCGAGAGGCAAUCGAAUUUGCGGAUAUUCCAUUAGGUGCCACUGUGGAUGAGUUACUCCGGCACCCAUUCCUCCGGCGAGCCGUUGAACAAUGCUCUCUACAGCCCUUUCCAAUUCUUCUGAGAAUUCUACAUACAGCUGCGUGA